Messenger RNA from Anas platyrhynchos (mallard), 1178 nucleotides. RefSeq names its product alveolar macrophage chemotactic factor. Gene Ontology annotation, biological process: defense response; immune response; chemotaxis. Gene Ontology annotation, molecular function: chemokine activity. The record is from RefSeq and is a predicted model, not a curated record. Lineage: Eukaryota; Metazoa; Chordata; Aves; Anseriformes; Anatidae. Gene Ontology annotation, cellular component: extracellular region.
AGGUGGAGCGCUUCCACUGCUGGUCAAGGGGUGAAAACCCCUCGGGCACCAGGACAGAGACACACAGAGGUUUGUGCAGGGCAGCAGCCUCAGCUGGGAUGGGUGGUGGGGGGGAAGAGCCAAAGCCGCUGUCCCCAGAGCUCAGGCCAGGAUGUGCCUGGUGGGGGGAAAAUCAGCUUGUGGGGCACGGAUCUCAUGGCCCUGCUGCUGUUCCGAGGUGCUUCGUGAGCUCGCCUCCUGCUGAUUCUGACUGUCCCGAAGUCAGUGGGGAAUAUUUUUUAAGUGCUACAGCUGGCACACCAAUAGUGCCCGUGCAGAAGGUUAAAACACCCCAGGGAACUCCAGCUUUGCAUGGCCGUGUGAACUAAGAACAAGCGAGGGGGAAAACGACGAACGUUUUUACCAGACCCAGCUUCUCAGGAAAGGGAAAACAGCGCUGGUUUCGGGAACCCCACACCCCCCUGCAGCGCUGCGACCUUGGCGAGCACCCUGAGCGGGGAAGGGCGGCGGGCGAAAAACCACCCGACCCCGGGGCCUCCCGCCUGCGCCGCCGCACUUCUCCUAUUUUCCGGCUCAAAUAGGGGGGUGCCGGCGGGGCCGGGGAUGGGGCCGGCAUGGCAGCGUGGGUGGCCUUGCUGCUGGGGGUGCUGCUGGCGACCCACCGCCCCGGGGGUGCAGCCCUCCUGGAAGCCAAUGGCAACCUGAGCUGCCGCUGCGCCAAGACCACGGCUGCCUUCAUCCACCCCUCCAAGUACGAGAGCGUUGAGGUCCGGCCGGUGGGGAGCAGCUGCCGGCGCCUGGAGGUGGUGAUUAAGCUAAAAUCCCUCGAGAGGGUCUGCGUGGAUCCCAACGCCCCCUGGGUGAAGAAACUCCUGCAGGACCUCCCGAAGCUGAGGAAGAAAGCUGCUCCUCCCUGAGGAAGCUGCCGCCGCCGGGACACACAGAUGGGUCCUGCCCAAAUCUGGGCAGCCCCCAGCCUGGAGGUGCUGCCGUGUGAUGCCCCGCGGCUGUUUUCCCCCGUUUCAUACACCUAAACCCCUGCAAAUGCCCACACGUGCUUCCCUUGCCCCCUCCCCACGGUGCCGUUCCCCGCCACCCCUCGGCACCAGCAAGAAGCGCGAUGUCCCCUCCAGCACACGCAUCCAAUAAAGGUUGGAUUUACCACCCCCGUUACCGUC